CUUGGUUCGAAUUCGAUUUUAAUUCCAUUUUCGUUCCGGAUCUGUUGUCAGCUGAACACAUUUCAGAGGACAAACGAUAUGAAUUAUUGGAGCUGAGUAAAGUAUACAAUAAAAACAGGUGGUCGCUGGCCAGAACCAGUGCAUUCGGUGUGCAGACUCAGAAGAGGAAAAACGUGGACGCGCCAAUUGUAGCGGCAACAUGACAGCACUUCAUCUAAACAGAACGUUGUUCCGGGCCGUGGGAAUACUGAUCAUCUCCACGGCGGCGUGCUGGGGAUCCGAUCCCCCGAAAACGUACGGUCCUCCGCCCAGUGACUAUUCGUAUCACGGAUACGAACCGGAAAUGCAGCAGAGGCCAUUAGCCGUGUUCACCGAGCGGCCGGUCAACGUGGCCGGUUUCAUUUUGGUUCCCGUGGUACAAGUGCCGUCUGCAGACCUGAGAAUGGUGUACCGGCCGCAAAUCGACAGCGUGUCCAAAACGGAACCGGUGGUUAUGUGCAAAUCGUCGACAAAAUCGUUUGAAGCGACACCAGCAAUUCAAGUGCCACUUCAAGAACCGUUUUAUCUGUACGACGAAAGAACAAUGAUACCGUUCCCGAAGACAGUAACCAUCCUUCACGGUGGUUAUCGAAUGUCAAUACCCGUUGGCGUGGUCGUAGCACCGGUACCCGUGGGAGCUCUCAGAGCUGGCCCGGUGUUUGUCACUACAUUGUAUGCAAUUCCUACAGAGCCUCUGCCAUUGCCGCCGUUGCAACCUGUUAGAUACACACCUUGGAAUUACUACCCGGCACCGACUCCGUUACUGUCGACGUCAGCGCCAUCACCACCUCCGCCGGCACCCCCUCAAUACUUGGCCAACCCCCCAGCACCAGCACAGUACAUGUCACCACCUCCACCCCAGUACUUGUCCGUGCCCCCUUCGCCGUUAUACUAUCAGCACGCGGCACAGCCUGAGGGCGACAGCCCCGAUGACCUCCGAAACAGAGAACCGCCGAACAAAGCAUAUGCGCAACCGCAGUCGUCGGCCAACACUUUCCACAAUUCAAAAGAGUCACCGAUAUUGAACCAGUUAAGAGAAGAAUCGGAAAAAAAUAGAAAAAAGUACCCAGCGCCUUUGUAUUCUAAUUAUCAUGCGAUUGAUUCGCAGUGAAAAAGAAUGUGAAAUUUGUACUUUUUUUUAUUUUACCAAAAAUUUUAAUUUUAUACUUUGUGAUGAGAAAAAAAAUGUAUACAUAUUUAUUAUAAUGUAAUACACGAUAAUUUUACAAACACA
Molecule: messenger RNA, 1273 nt
Organism: Adelges cooleyi (spruce gall adelgid)
Lineage: Eukaryota; Metazoa; Arthropoda; Insecta; Hemiptera; Adelgidae
Product: nematocyst expressed protein 4-like
Exons: 5
Coding region: 200-1150 (316 amino acids)
Source: RefSeq, a predicted model, not a curated record